Messenger RNA from Amphimedon queenslandica, 734 nucleotides. Its product is annotated as probable endonuclease lcl3. The transcript is spliced from 5 exons. The record is from RefSeq and is a predicted model, not a curated record. Lineage: Eukaryota; Metazoa; Porifera; Demospongiae; Haplosclerida; Niphatidae. The coding region runs from base 41 to 718 and encodes 225 amino acids.
AUGGGAGUGGUCGUGUUAUACGGACAACAGGUGUUUAAGUAUGGACGUGAUGGACGAUUGGAUAGAUAAGAACAUCAGAUUAGUUAGACUUCUUCCGUGGUUUGUAGGUGGUUUUGGUGUCUACCUGAUAGCCAGGAACACCCAUAUGUUUUCUCAUUUUCAAUCAGCUGCUUCUAUUCCUCUUAACCUGGUUCGGACCAAUCACAGAUUAACUGGACGUGUCGUUAACUUUUCCGGCGAUAGUUUGGGGGUGUGGCACAUUCCUCUCGGACACUGGGUCCUUAGGAGAAAGCUCCACCCACCUAGCAAUGAAAAUUUGCUUAGGGUCAGCUUUGCUGGUAUUUCUCAUAAUGAUUUGACAAAGACAGGGAAAUGGAUUGAAGAGAAUCUUUAUAAUGAAAAGAUUAGGUUUAUUUUAUUAGAUGGAAAUGAAGAGCAAGUUGAAUGCAUCGUUUUUAAAGCAAACAAAUUUCCAUUCUUCAAUACUGCUAGUAUAAAUGAGUCGUUACUUACAAAUGGAUUAGCUACUAUUAGGGACGUUCCUUGUUUCCAUGGCAACACUCGACACCACACUUCCUUUGUGUCCAGACUUGUGAAGAGUGAGAAAGCUGCUAAGAAAAGAGGGCGGGGCAUGUGGGAAGGGUCCGAACAUGAGAAGUGGAGAUGGAAAAUUUGGCGUGGUGUAAAGAAAUUUUUUUCAUAUUUUAAAAGAAAAUAAUUUAAUAAAUAAUUAA